AUGGGGGAGUCGAUCCCGCUGGCCGCCCCGGUCCCGGUGGAACAGGCCGUGCUGGAGACGUUCUUCUCUCACCUGGGUAUCUUCUCUUACGACAAGGCCAAGGACAAUGUGGAGAAGGAACGCGAGGCCAACAAGAGCGCGGGGGCCAGCUGGCUGUCGCUGCUGGCGGCCCUGGCGCACCUGGCCGCGGCCGAGAAGGUCUAUCACAGCCUCACCUACCUGGGGCAGAAACUAGGAGGUCAGUCUUUCUUCAGCCGGAAGGAUUCCAUCCGCACCAUCUACACAUCCCUGCACAACGAGCUGAAGAAGGUGGCCUCGGGCCGGGGUGCCCCGGGCGGCGCGGCGCCUCACCUGGAGGAGCUCCUCUCCCACCUGUCAGAGCAGCUCUGCUUUUUCGUGCAGGCGCGCAUGGAGAUCGCAGACUUCUAUGAGAAGAUGUACACCCUCAGCACCCAGAAGUUCAUCAACGCUGAUGAGCUCGUUGGCCUGCUGGACUCCAUCCUCAAAAAGUACAGCUCCAGGUUUCACCACCCGAUCCUCAGCCCCUUGGAAAGCAGCUUCCAGCUGGAGGUGGAUGCGCUGAGCCAUCUCCUCAAGGCCCAGGCCCAGGUCUCGGAGUGGAAGUUCCUGCCAUCGCUGGUCAGCCUGCACAGUGCUCACACCAAGCUGCAGACCUGGGGCCAAAUCUUCGAGAAGCAGCGUGAGACCAAGAAGCACCUGUUUGGAGGGCAGUCCCAGAAGGCAGUUCAGCCCCCACACCUCUUCCUCUGGCUAAUGAAACUCAAAAACAUGCUCCUGGCCAAGUUUAGCUUUUACUUUCACGAGGCGUUGAGCCGACAAACAACUGCUUCUGAAAUGAAAACGUUGACUGCAAAAGCUAACCCUGACCUUUUCGGAAAGAUUUCCAGCUUCAUCAGGAAAUAUGACGCUGCUAACGUGUCCUUAAUUUUUGACAAUCGAGGUUCCGAGAGCUUUCAGGGUCAUGGCUAUCACCACCCCCACUCGUACCGAGAAGCCCCGAAGGGUGUGGACCAGUAUCCUGCCGUGGUGUCCCUGCCCAGCGACAGGCCGGUCAUGCACUGGCCCAAUGUCAUCAUGAUCAUGACAGACCGCACCUCCGACCUGAACAGCUUGGAGAAAGUGGUCCACUUCUAUGAUGACAAGGUGCAGAGCACCUACUUCCUCACCCGCCCAGAGCCUCACUUCACCAUUGUCGUCAUCUUUGAGUCAAAGAAAUCGGAGAGAGACUCGCACUUCAUUUCUUUCCUCAAUGAGCUCUCCCUUGCCCUUAAGAACCCCAAAGUUUUUGCCAGUUUGAAGCCUGGAUCCAAAGGAUAACAGUUGUGUUGUGUUUGAAAGGUUUUUCAAGACUGGAAUUUUGUUAAUUGUUCUAAUGACCUGCAGCAGCCGGUGAUUAGCGCUUAUGUCCAUUCGUGCUUCUCUCAGAGCUAAAUCAGACAACUCCUCCCUAAUUGUGAUGCACACUUUAUCAGCAAUUAAGAGCAACUGAAUUAAAAUCCAAAGAGCAGUGUAGGAAGUGGCCGUGGGCCCCUGCGAGCCUCCGUGGUACCAGCACAGCUUCAGCGUCCGCCCCUUUUCCUGUUUCUUACGUCUGUACUGAGUAUUUAUGGGCCGUUGCUUUUUCCUUCCAUAUGUUUUUAAUUGUCUAAUCAUUGCAUUUUAAUGGCAAUUUGAAGGACCUUCUCUCCCUGCUUUCUGAAAGAACAAUUGGGAUUGGAUAUUAAAUGACCUUUUUAGAAUGAAAGAU
This is a messenger RNA of Ochotona princeps (American pika), 1768 nucleotides long. RefSeq names its product KICSTOR subunit 2 (gene KICS2). NCBI's taxonomy places the organism in Eukaryota, Metazoa, Chordata, Mammalia, Lagomorpha, Ochotonidae. Gene Ontology annotation, cellular component: KICSTOR complex. Bases 1 to 1338 code for a protein of 445 amino acids. Gene Ontology annotation, biological process: cellular response to glucose starvation; cellular response to amino acid starvation; protein localization to lysosome. The transcript has 3 exons. The record is from RefSeq and is a predicted model, not a curated record.